Haliotis rufescens (red abalone) is the source of this 2225-nucleotide messenger RNA. Its product is annotated as tripartite motif-containing protein 2-like. The record is from RefSeq and is a predicted model, not a curated record. Gene Ontology annotation, molecular function: protein binding; zinc ion binding. The coding region runs from base 132 to 2063 and encodes 643 amino acids. Lineage: Eukaryota; Metazoa; Mollusca; Gastropoda; Lepetellida; Haliotidae. The transcript has 3 exons.
GGGCUAUCAGAGGUCACUCUAAAACCUUGGUAGAGGCUGAACAGCCAGUUUACAUUGGGCACUAUAUUCUCCUAUUUGCCUUCCGGGUAAAACGGGUGGGGGCGUAACUGUGGUCUGAGGCCAACUGCAAGAUGGCGACCUCUCAGAAACUCACUGAACAUUACUUAACCUGUGUCAUAUGCUCUGAUGUCUUCACUAAUCCCUGUACACUUGUGUGUAACCACACCUUCUGUCGGAAAUGUGUCGUCAACUACACCAAGACCAGACCAGAAGCCAUCAGUGCCAAGUCCCUCCUCUGUCCAUUCUGCAACAAGAUGACGAAAGUGUCUGCCCCUGAGAGACCAGUGGAAAAGUGGGCGGAUGACGUCAAACCUAGCUUUGUCAUCCAGGGACUCUUGGACUCAUUUGGUCCAGGAUCUAAAGAUACAACCAACUGCAGCUAUUGUAUUCAAGAAGGGGAGACAACUCCUGCCUAUGUUUGGUGCUAUGUGUGUGAUGAUGCACUGUGUGGAAAAUGCGUCAGAGUUCACAAUCGCAUCCCAGCUACCCGUCAUCAUGACCUCACUGACCUUUCUGGGGAGGUCAAGGUCAAACGAAGACGAGCGGUCAUGUGUAAAGAACACACGGAUGAAAGCAUCAAGUUGUUGUGUAAAGAUUGCAAGAAAGCACUUUGUCAAACCUGUUGUACAAUCUACCACAGGAAAUGUGAGUCUGUUGUCAGCUUGGGAGUGGAGAUACGGGCAAUGAAAGCAGUACUGACGCGGGCGACGGGCAAUUUGUCACGGAGAAAAGACGAAAUCAGCAAAGAGAUUGAGACAAAGAAGUCAAAGCUGGAGGACGAAACUUGUCGAUUUAAACAAAUGGAAUCAGAUAUUAACUCUGCAACGGUUAAAGCGAUAGAACGGAUUAAACUCCGAGAAAAGGAUCUUCUUGAUCAACUGAGAGAGAUGUCAGACGAACACCUUGGACAACUGAAAGCAGACAUUAAGGCAGGGGAGAUGUCAGUACAAAUGUACCAACAACAGGCUGAGCUGAUAGACCAGACCCUACAAUCAGACAGUGACAUGGAUGUCUAUGAGAUGUAUCAGGGAUGUGAGGCAGAUGAUGCAGACGCAGAACUGAAGAAGACAGGAAGAAUAGCCAGGGUCACAUUCAGACAGGACACGGACAAGCUGAGUAGAAAACUGGACGAUCUACAGCUGGGUGAGAUAGAGGUCAUGUAUGAGGGUGUGAUGGACCUGACGGCUACUCCUGUGUUACAGGACACCAUUAACGUCAAAGUAGCCGGCGAGGGAUCUAACGAAGCGCCAUUUGAUGUGACCGAGAUGGUUGUUAAUGGUAUUGACACGGUUGUAGUCACAGAUUAUUUUAAUCACAAUAUGAAGUCCUUCUACACCAGGAACAAUCAACAAGGUCACAAUAAGCUCCUGCUUCGUGGAUCUCCCUUGGGUAUUACGAAGUUGACACACAAUCAGGUGGCUGUCACUGCUCAAGAUGCCAAUCAGAUUGUAACAGUAGAAGUCAACCCUGACCUGGUGCUGCUGUCAACAAUCACAACCAGCAAACAGUACGUGGGCAUAACGUCCCUGACACCAUCAACACUAGCAGCUUGUUCCCGGUCUCCUCCCUGUGUUGAUAUCCUAGAUAUGACGGGAAACGUGCUGAGGUCAAUCAGUCCACUCCAAAAUGGUAGCAACAUCUUACAAUAUCCCGAAUUCCUCUGUACCACGAGGACAGGAAACAUCCUGGUGUCUGACGGUGGAACCAAGCGUGUCGCGUGUCUGACCCCCGAGGGAGAUGUAGUUUUCACCUACAGCCCUACAGGAGACACAGCACUGAAUUGUCCCCAUGGUAUCACAAGCACCAGCACAGGUGACAUCCUGGUGACAGACUACUUUCUACACAGAGUCAUCCAUCUGACGGAAUCAGGACAGUUUGUAAAACAUCUACUGACAUCCCAAGAUGGUAUUCAGAACCCACGUGGAAUAUAUGUUGAUGUGAGAGGGCGGGUGUAUGUUUGUCUUAAGGAGGGUGUCAUACAGUCCUUCUUGUGUAGCAACUGAACAUGGGAUGUAAGGAUCCACGAACCUCUGUCAACGUGCUUCGAGAACACUGAUGAGCUGCUGCACCUACAAGUCAGCAAGAAUUGUUGUGUGUGUGUGUGUGUGUGUGUGUGUGUGUGUGUGUGUGUGUGUGUGUGUGUGUGUGUGUGUGUGUGUGUGUGU